Messenger RNA from Pyricularia grisea, 2194 nucleotides. RefSeq lists its product as uncharacterized. Bases 119 to 2095 code for a protein of 658 amino acids. The record is from RefSeq and is a predicted model, not a curated record. The transcript has 2 exons. Gene Ontology annotation, molecular function: protein binding. Lineage: Eukaryota; Fungi; Ascomycota; Sordariomycetes; Magnaporthales; Pyriculariaceae.
CUCGAACAGAACUAUUGGGGAUCCAUCCGAUUGCAUACCUACAUACCCACGCCAUGCACUCGACUUGCUCGCGACCUUGAAGCAAAAGUAAGGGUUGGUUGAUGCUUGUGUCAUAGACAUGACAAUUUGCAGAGCUUGCACAAGGAGUGCUGGUCGCUCAGUUCUCAGCAUUCGGUCUGUCAGCUAUCUCUCGAGCAGUUUCGCUGCAGAUGGCAACUCUUGGGGUUCGCAGAUAAAAAGUUCAGACGCCCUAUCCUCUGCUGUGACAAGCUCGUCUCGACCGCAAGAUAUCACCAGAGCCAUCAAGAAUUCGUCAGAUACAGAAACCCUUGGCGAGCAUAAAAAGGACCCCAAGCGCAAGCUUGCAGGUAGCAGAAAUCUUCACGACAGCAUCAACUAUGCUGUGCGGAAGCACCUGAAGUUUCUUGGCGACGAUCGCUUCAAGAUCGCCAACCAUGUCUUGAGCACCUUGGAGAGAGAUGCAUUCGACGAGGCCCUUCAGCUUGUGCGCAAAAUAUCCAAGGCUGACCGAGACUACAUGGUCUCUUGGAAUCACCUUAUAAGCCAUCUUUUCGAAAAACAGCGGCUGAAUGCGGCAAUCAAACUGUACAACGAGGCCAAGAAGCGCGGACAGACACCUAACGCGCAGACAUACACUAUCAUAUUUGACGGUUGCGCAGGUUCUGAACACCCAAAACUCGCUGUCGGCGAGGCGGUCAAACUUUAUCACACAUUACUGCGCAGCGAGAGACUCAAACCAAACACGAAACACCUCAAUGCUGUUCUCAAGGUUUGCUCGCGCGCUGGAGACCAGGAGGCGCUUUUUAGCGUUUUGCAAACGGCCGAGGGCGACAGGAAGCCCGACAACCUCACGUACACCACUGUUCUGAACUCUCUUCGUGUCAGGACGGCACCCUCUGACAGGAAGCCUGAAUUGAAGGGUCUCAAAAAGGAUGAGCGAGAUGAUGCCAGGCGCAUGGAUAUAGCGAUCUCUAUCCAGCGGGCAAAGGCCAUAUGGGAGGAGAUUGUGAAGCUAUGGAGGUCUGGAAAGCUCAUCAUGGAUGAAGAGCUCGUCUGCGCCAUGGGCAGAAUUCUCAGGUCCGGCGACCGUGGAUCAAACAGCGAGAUACUCGCUCUCGUCGAGCAAGCCAUGAACAUUCCUAGGCUUGACAAGCUGCCUCUGCGGGCGCCACAACAGCCGACCGAAGAUAAGUCGACUGUCGUAACUACCCGCCCAAGAUUAGUCUUUGGGUUUGCCAAACCAGGUAGAAACACGUUGUCUCUAGUUCUGGAAUCUCUGUGCACCACCAGGGAGACUUCCCUUGCUGUGAGGUACUGGGACUUGUUUAUCCAGGAAUACGGAGUGAUACCCGACAGCGAGAACUGGUUUCGACUUUUCAAAACCCUAUGGAUUGGCAAAGCCAGCGGUAAGGCGUCCGAGUACAUCACAAGGAUGCCCCCGCAGUUUCUCAGGCCCAGCACUGUGCACAUCGCCUUGGGAACUUGUGUAAGGGACAACCUGAACGAAUCUGCCACGGCCAACGCGGAUAAGAUCCUGGCAUACGCCAUCCGGACACUAGACGCUGUAGACGCCAUGACGAUGCGCCACUAUCUGCAAGCAGUCAUGGGGAACAACCAUCGUUUCAGGGUUAUGGAGGAGAAAGGUGACGUGAAAAAGUCGCAGGCCGAGCUCGGAAAGCAUUAUGCACAUGCGUUGCGGUCUCUCCAGGAGCCUUUGAUGAAAGCCACCAGCAAUCUGGCGCCCUACCAGUUGCCAAAGGGCCCUCUACAGGGACAGGCUGCAAUCCAAUACAACGAAUUUAGGGAGCUGGCCGCCACGACGCGGCGCAUGAUAUCAGUCGCUGACAAGAUCAUGAACCAGCAACUGGUCUCGGAUAAGAAGGACUUGAAAUGGAUCAAGGACCUCCGCGUGAAGAUGCAAAACUUUGUCGACUCGGUAUACGAAGAUCGCGACCACCUCGAACCCAAUCUCCCAUCUAAACAGGAUAACCAGCACCUUUAUAACAGGGAGAAGUACCGUGAGCUUGACAGUUAUGACUGGAGUGAGGCUGCUGCGGCCGAGCUGAAAUUCUAGGCUCUUCCAAGGCCAGUGGGGCGGGGCACCUUUGGGCGAGUUUGUGUUUUAGUGUAACAAAAAUGUAAUAUCUGAAAUAGAAAGCGGACAAAGGCUGUG